AUGCCGAGCUCUCGACAGAAGAGAUUCAUCUUGGUCCUCAUGGAUAAGGAGGUACAGAAGUUCGUCUGGAAAAACAUCAUUUGCAGGCACGGGCUCCCCUACGAGAUAAUCACUGACAGAGGGUCACAGUUUAUCUCGCAUAACUUCAGAGAGUUCUGCAACAGGUGGAGAAUCUGUCUAAACAUGUCAACACCGAGAAACCCGCAGAGCAACAGUCAAGCCGAGUCAACUAACAAAACAAUCGUCGACGGCCUCAAGAAGCGACUUGACUUGAAAAAGGGUUGCUGUGCUGAUGAACUAGACGGAGUCCUGUGGUCCCAUAGAACACCCCGCGUGGAGCAACCAAGGCUACCCCUUUCUCGAUGGCCUAAAGAGUCGAAGCAAUGGCACCCGCCGAAGUAA
This is a messenger RNA of Brassica napus (rape), 402 nucleotides long. RefSeq lists its product as uncharacterized. The record is from RefSeq and is a predicted model, not a curated record. Bases 1 to 402 code for a protein of 133 amino acids. Gene Ontology annotation, molecular function: nucleic acid binding. Lineage: Eukaryota; Viridiplantae; Streptophyta; Magnoliopsida; Brassicales; Brassicaceae. Gene Ontology annotation, biological process: DNA integration. The transcript has a single exon.